AUGCUUCCUGCUAAACCAAGUAGACAAAUUAAAAAUGAUCAAGAUUUGGAAAAUUGGCUCAAGUCAGAAGCAUUUAUACGCCUGAUGCAUUUUAUCAAACUGUUGAAUGAAAAUGUGGCCAAUCACAAGAAUUCUGAUCCAUGUCACGUCUCUGAGAAUCCCCCAUUGCCCACGCCUCAAAGAUUCGGCAAUAAAGCAUUUAGAACUUGGAUCAAUCGACUUGAACAGAAUGUGGAAAUCAUCCAUAAAGAUAUUUUACCGGUUGAAUAUUAUGACCAUAUAAUAGAAUUAGCACCAUAUUUUGUAGAGAGUUUUGGCAAUUCCACGCGUAUUGAUUAUGGAAGUGGACAUGAAUUAAAUUUUGUGUGUUGGUUGUGUUGUUUAAAUUUAUUAGGGCUUUUUGAAGAGAAAAAUUAUACUUCAAUAAUUACAAGAAUAUUUAAAAAAUAUUUAGAUUUGGUUAAAAAACUUCAACGAGUUUAUAUGCUUGAACCAGCAGGUAGUCAUGGAGUAUGGGGAUUAGAUGAUCAUCAAUUUCUUUCAUAUUAUUGGGGAAGUGCACAAUUAAGAGAUCAUCCAAAUAUAAAACCUAAAUCCAUAUUAUCGAAUGAUUUGGUGGAUAUGUAUGCUAAUGAGUAUAUAUAUUUUGGCUGUAUAAAAUACAUUAAUGAGGUAAAAAAAGGUCCAUUCCACGAACAUUCACCUUUGCUUUAUGAUAUUUCAGGAGUGCCAAACUGGUCAAAAGUAAAUUCAGGUUUGUUGAAAAUGUUUGUUGAUGAAGUAAUGAAAAAAUUACCAAUUGUGCAACAUUUUUUAUUUGGAACAUUAUUACCGUACAAUAAUAAUAAUCAUUAA
This is a messenger RNA of Entrophospora sp. SA101, 855 nucleotides long. The record is from the annotation of a GenBank genome assembly. Lineage: Eukaryota; Fungi; Glomeromycota; Glomeromycetes; Entrophosporales; Entrophosporaceae.